UUGUAGAUGGAUGAUAGUUCGAUCAUUGAGAAAGUCAAAAACUAUGUGAAACAACUUCAAGAACGUGUGAGAGAGCUAGAACAAGAAGUUGGAUCGAACAACAUUUGUAGCAACAAAGACACUACUUCUUGCAAAAUGAAGUCACAUGACUACAAUUGUGGAACAACAAGUAAUAUUCUUCCUGAGGUCAAAGCAAGAGUGUUACAAAAAGAAAUUCUCAUCAUAAUCCACUGUGAGAAACAAAAGGAUGUCAUGCUCAAAAUACUUACCCACCUUGAAAAUCUUCAUCUCUCAUUAGUCAAUAGUAGUGUCUUGCGAUUUGGAAAAUCCAAUCUUGACAUCACCAUCAUUGCCCAGGUGAUGAUGAUAGUGGAAUCAAGGAGUUGAAAUUGUAGUUAGGCAAGCAUAUUGAGAAUAAGGACUUGAGAACUCUUCGCUAUUUCUUGGGGAUUGAAGUUGCUUACUCUCCUAAAGGCUACCUUCUUUCUCAAUUAAAGUACAUUGUCAACAUUCUUGAACAUGCUCGUCUUUCUGAUAAUAGAGCAACAUAUACUCUUCUUGAGUUGAAUAUGAAAUAUGUUGCCUCAAAUGGUGUUUCUUUACCAGAUCUCACUUUGUACUGUACUUUGGUUAGCAGCAUUGUGUAUCUUACGAUUACCAGACUUGAUAUUGUUUAUGUUAUUCAUGUUGUUUUGUCAGUUUGUUGUAUCUCCCACUAUAGUACAUUGGGCAGUUGUUCUUUGUUAUCUUCGAGGAACUCAAUUUCAGAGCCUUAUCUUUCUGUCGUCGUCCUCAUUGGAGUUAUAUGCUUAUUAUAAUGCUAAUUGGGUUUGUGACACCAAGAUCGUAAGUCCACCACAAGAUUAUGUAUCUUUCAUGGAGACUAUCUUGUUUCUUGGAAGAGUAAGAAACAAGACAUUGUUUAUCUCUCUUCUACAGAAGUUGAGUACCGUGCUAUGACAUCCACUACUGUUGAAAUAAUGUGGUUGCGUUGAAUUGUAUCUUAUAUGAGCAUCUCUCUUUCUGAGCCAACUCUAAUGCACUGCGAUAACAAAGGUUUUAUUUAAAUUGCUCAUAACUCGGUCUUUGUUGAACGCACCAAGCACAUUGAGAUUGAUUGUCAUCUUACUCGUCAUCAUCUUCACCAUGGAACCAUUACUCUACUGUUUGUCUCGUCUUCCUUACAGAUUGUUGAUUUAUUCACAAAGAUGCAUUUCAUUAAACAUUUUCGUUUUUUGGUUAACAAACUCUUGAUA
Molecule: messenger RNA, 1256 nt
Organism: Cicer arietinum (chickpea)
Lineage: Eukaryota; Viridiplantae; Streptophyta; Magnoliopsida; Fabales; Fabaceae
Source: RefSeq, a predicted model, not a curated record